Molecule: messenger RNA, 1017 nt
Organism: Strongyloides ratti
Lineage: Eukaryota; Metazoa; Nematoda; Chromadorea; Rhabditida; Strongyloididae
Product: Casein kinase I
Exons: 2
Coding region: 1-1017 (338 amino acids)
Biological process (GO): peptidyl-serine phosphorylation; signal transduction
Cellular component (GO): nucleus; cytoplasm
Molecular function (GO): ATP binding; protein serine/threonine kinase activity
Source: RefSeq, a predicted model, not a curated record
AUGAAAGGAUUAAGGGUAAAAUCUUCAUGUAUAUCAGAUAUCUCAUGGUUACAACCAAAUUCUUUAAUAGAUUAUAAAUAUCAUAUUCAUUCACUUAUCUCAACUGGUGGUUUUGGUCAAGUUUACUGGGCAACAAAUAAUUAUACAGGACAAUUUAUAGCAAUAAAAAUAGAAAGAAAAGAUUCUAAAUUUCAAUUAUUAAAAAAUGAAGCUGAGACAUUGGCAAAAAUUAAUAGAAUAUAUCAUAAACGUCAUAAGAUUAAUAAAAAAUUUGAUACAAUACAAUUAAUUGAUUAUUUUGAAACAAAAAAUUUUAAUUUUAUGGUUAUGCCAUUGUAUGGACCAAAUUUUUAUGAAAUAAGAAAAGGAAUGAUUAAUGAAAAAUUUUCUAUAUUAACAACAUUAUGGAUAAUGAAAAAUAUGAUAUUAUGUUUGGAGGGUCUUCAUAAUUAUGGAUGGAUUCAUAGAGAUGUUAAACCAGCCAAUUUUUGUAUAGAUUUAUAUAAUUCUAAUGAUGAUGGUAAAAAAAAAAUGUAUCUUGUUGAUUUUGGAUUAGCCAAAAAAUAUCGUAAGACAGAUGGUUCAAUAAUACCAAAAAGAGAUUAUGCUAAUUUUAGAGGUACAGUUAGAUAUGCUAGUUUAAAUGCUCAUAAAAGAAAUGAUCUUGGAAGAAUAGAUGAUUUUUGGAGUAUUUAUUUUAUUGCUGUUGAAAAUUUUAUUGGUAAUUUACCAUGGAGAAAUAUUAUUGAUAAAGAAGAAGUUGGAUAUAUGAAAAAAGAAUGUAAUCUUUUAGAAUUAAAUUAUGGUAAUACUGGACCACCAAACUCAUUUAAAAUUUUAUUUGAUCAUGUUAAAAGUACAGGAUUUUAUAAUGAACCAAAAUAUAAUGAAUUGUGUGAUGUUAUAGAACAAGAAAUGAGAGAUUUCGGUUAUUAUAGUCACAACAAAAGAUUAGAUUGGGAAGAGUAUGAAAUCGUAAAUUCGAUAUUAAGUCGUAAAGGAAUCUCUAGUGUAUAA